AUGAAUGCAGCAAACAACUGCGAUGCAGUCAUGGAACAAGUUUCCACGAGGUCUCGACAGGAGUCUGAAGAAACAGAUGUGACCAUGCAUGUGAUGCAGCUCGUACGGUCAGCGGGUCGGGGGUGGCAAAGUGAGGGCUCUGCCGCAAUGCUUGAGCUUGACGGCAUUGCCGCAAUUGGCAUGGGGUCCAAUAUCAAGCACCGCCGGCGGGCUGCGUGGGUUGCCUUUGCAGUUGCGCACCUCAUUGCUGCAGCCGACCGCCGUCAAGUCACCAAUGACUCGCUAAGACGACUCAUGGAGAUGACACACAUGAAAGACUUGGCAGACAAAGCCUGGAGGGCGCGGAAUGAGCCCAUGAACUUCCCUUCUGUAACAGAUCCACCUGGCGGUUCUCUCAGCGUUGGUGCGCAGCCAGCCCAGGCUAUGCCCCGUGCAGGAACUGCCGAGGAGAUGCAGUCAUUGGCACGCGGCUUGGGAGCGCUUGAGUGCUGCGUGCAGGAUCCCUACAUGUAUGUGGAUGCCAACAACUUCGUGCUCUGUGCUGCCUGCAACAAGCACUUCACACCAGAGCACUUGACCACCCGUAGGCACCUCAGCUACUUGGACAACAAGCAAGGAACUGUCAACUGGCUCCUGUCGGAACGGAAGCCCAUGUGUGUCAUCCUUCUCCAGCUGUCUGAGCAGAAUCGAGGCGUGCAGGCCAACAGCUACAAUCCGCCUGAGCCAGAAGUGCCUGAAUCCAUUUGGGGAGACAGCUGGGGAGAUGCAGCGUCUUCCACGGCAGCUCAACCGUUAGCCGGAGAAACCCCAGGCAGUUGGGAGGAGAGAGCAGAGCUGGCAGAGCCGGAGAUUCCUCGUUGGAGCGAACACGUCGAGCUGCCUCCAGUUCCCACCAACGAGGAGAACUGGGACUUUGCGUAUUGGCUGGUGCCUUCCAUGGUUUUGGGUUUGAGAAAGGAUCUCCUGGUGUUCAAUGAGCCUAUCGGCCUGGAGGAAGUUUGA
Symbiodinium pilosum is the source of this 1002-nucleotide messenger RNA. The record is from the annotation of a GenBank genome assembly. Lineage: Eukaryota; Dinophyceae; Suessiales; Symbiodiniaceae.